CACACCUUUCUGCCUUCCUGCCUAGGUACUGCCAUAGUAACUGAACAGCAUGCAGCCAUGUGGACAGAUGGACGCUACUUCCUCCAAGCUGCACAUCAAAUGGAUAAUAACUGGACACUCAUGAAAAUGGGUCUAAAAGAUACACCAACUCAGGAGGAUUGGCUAGUGAGUGUCCUUCCAGAAGGCUCGAAGGUGGGAGUGGACCCUUUCAUAAUUCCGGCUGACCAGUGGAAGAGGAUGUCCAAAGCCUUGAGAAGUGCUGGCCACGACCUUGUGCCUGUCAAAGAAAACCUGAUCGAUACGAUAUGGACAGACUGUCCUCAGCGCCCCUGCAAGCCUCUCAUCACGCUUGACCUGAGUUACACAGGGGUCAGCUGGAGAGACAAAAUUGUAACCCUUCGUUCAAAAAUGGCUGAGAGGAAAGUCGUGUGGUUUGUGGUAACAGCCUUGGAUGAAGUAGCAUGGCUUUUCAACCUCCGAGGCUCUGACGUUGAGUACAAUCCUGUGUUUUUUGCAUAUGCCGUCAUAGGAAUGAACACAAUCAGACUCUUCAUCGAUGGUGACCGGAUGAUGGACCCAGCUGUGAGGGAGCACUUACAGCUUGACUCCACCCUGGAGCCUGAGUUUAAAAUCCAGGUGAUGCCCUAUGGGUCUAUCCUGUCAGAGCUGCAGGCUGUUGGUGCAAGCCUCUCACCCAAGGAGAAAGUGUGGCUCAGUGACAAAGCCAGCUAUGCUCUGACUGAGGCCAUUCCCAAGGCUUACCGAUACCUCACCCCAUAUACCCCCAUCUGCAUUGCAAAAGCUGUGAAGAACACAUCGGAAACAGAAGGCAUGAGGAGAGCACAUAUUAAAGAUGCUGUUGCCCUGUGUGAGCUCUUUAACUGGCUGGAGAAAGAGGUUCCAAAGGGGACAGUAACAGAAAUAAUUGCUGCAGACAAAGCAGAGGAGUUUCGCAGGCAACAGAAAGACUUUGUUGAAUUGAGUUUUGCUACCAUAUCAAGCACAGGUCCAAAUGGAGCCAUCAUUCACUACAAGCCAGUUCCCGAGACCAACAGAACGCUGUCUGUGAAUGAGAUCUACCUCCUGGACUCAGGCGCACAGUACAAAGAUGGUACAACAGAUGUGACCAGGACAAUGCAUUUUGGCACACCGUCAGCCUAUGAAAAGGAAUGCUUCACCUAUGUCCUGAAAGGACAUAUAGCUGUGAGUGCAGCCAUUUUCCCAAAUGGAACCAAAGGUCACCUUCUAGAUUCCUUUGCCCGCUCUGCCUUAUGGGAUUGUGGUUUGGAUUACCUGCAUGGGACAGGACAUGGAGUUGGCUCUUUCCUAAAUGUACAUGAGGGUCCUUGUGGCAUUAGCUACAAAACCUUUGCAGAUGAGCCCUUGGAGGCUGGCAUGAUCGUCUCUGAUGAGCCUGGGUAUUAUGAAGAUGGGUCCUUUGGGGUCCGAAUAGAAAAUGUUGUCCUUGUGAUCCCUGCUGAAACCAAGUACAAUUUCAAAAACAGAGGGAGCCUGACUUUUGAACCCUUAACGCUGGUUCCUAUCCAGAUGAAAAUGAUUGAUGUUAAUUUGCUGACACAAAAAGAGUGUAACUGGGUGAACGACUACCAUCAGAAGUGCAGGGAAGUAAUUGGAGCAGAACUGGAGAGGCAAGGCCGGCAUGAAGCUCUUCGGUGGCUUAUCCGGGAGACGGAGCCUCUCAUCAGAGUUCAGUAGCACCACAGUUGUCUGCGGUGUGCAGAACAUCAGGACCACUUGGUGUCACGAUAAUCUAUGUCUUCUCGGCCCUUGACACUGCUGGGAGAACGUUCUUCAAUAAACCCUUGGAAAUCAGGAGCGGGAUUUCAUGUAGUGUUUCUCUCCCCCCACCAUGUGUGGGUAAUGUGGGGGUAAGGACGGUUACUGUCUGAACAGUUUUUUGGGCAGGGGGAGGGGUUGAGAAUAGCAAGCAAACAAAAUAAAUAAGCAUGUUGCCUUUGAAAUAGGGAUCUUCUUGAAAUAAUGGUUCUAAGAGGCAAUACUGGAAUAUUUUAUACUGCCUGGUUUUUCACUGUGAAAACUCAGUAUUUUUGCAUACUUGGGUUCCAGUUGCUAAGAUGCUACCCACACAGCAGGACUGAUUACUGAAUAAAAGUUUCCAACCCGCUGUUUGCUC
Molecule: messenger RNA, 2155 nt
Organism: Phaethon lepturus (White-tailed tropicbird)
Lineage: Eukaryota; Metazoa; Chordata; Aves; Phaethontiformes; Phaethontidae
Gene: XPNPEP1
Product: X-prolyl aminopeptidase (aminopeptidase P) 1, soluble
Exons: 17
Molecular function (GO): metalloaminopeptidase activity
Source: RefSeq, a predicted model, not a curated record